GCUUUAGUAACCUUUAUUAUAAUUUCAGUAACUGUGUUUAUUAUGUGAAAUAGUUGUUAAUUGUGGUCUUGUUAUUUUUAGUUGAUUUUUGUUUACACCAUGAACCGUAGGCGAGGCGUGUUUUCCAUGCCAGAAGAGUUUCAGACGAACGAAAGGUUAUUUACAAAAAAGGAACUUGCCACGAGGAAUACGGCACCGACAUGUCCCGGAGUUCCGAUUAAGUUCAGCAAGAUGGUUAUGCGUAAAAGGAUGCUCUAUUCUGAACCGAAGGCUGUGUUUUUUAACAGACAAGUAAAACUAAGUGACAUGUACAAUGACAAAAAAAAUGUCACCUACAUGAAUCAGUGCUUUUUAAAAAUGCAAAUAAUAGGCGAAGGAAGCUUUGGUGUUGUUUAUAAAGUACGUUGCAGAGAAACUAACGAAUUUUACGCAGUGAAACGUGCCAAACCCCAUAUCAACGUACAAGACUGCUUGGCUGAAAUUGAAAACAAUGAAAAAGUAGGCCAUCACCCAAACAUUGUCAAAUACUACAUGGCUUGGCAGGAGUGGUCACAAUUCCAUUUGCAACUGGAAUAUUGUGAAAUGAGCUUGGCAAUGUAUGCCAAAAAAGACAGUGAUAUGUCCGAGGAAAUGUGCUGGAACAUUUUGUACGACAUAUGUCAGGCUUUAGCCUUUUUACACGACAAAGAUCUAUUGCAUCUUGAUGUUAAACCGGGCAAUAUCUUGCUCAAACAGGGACACUUCAAACUUGCUGAUUUCGGAUUGCUUGUCGAUCUAAAAAAGAUUCCGGAACCUUUCAGAAACAAUGCUAAAUUGACCGGGGAAGCCAAAAAGGAGGUGCGUAAUUGCCUAUCGACUCUAUCAGAUGGAGAUUCCAAAUAUUUGGCAGCAGAGGUGCUCGACACUGUUUAUACCACAGGCUGUGAUAUUUUUGGAUUAGGUAUAACAAUUUUAGAGUGCUCUGCUGACUUGGACCUACCGGAACAUGGACCUUUGUGGCAUCAAAUAAGACAUGGCAUAUUGCCAAAAGAAUUCCAUAAACGGGCUUCCCUGGGGUUGCAAGUUUUGAUUGAGAAAAUGCUUUACUUCAAUUGCACAAUGAGACCUGCUGCGCAGAAAAUUUUGUCCUACCAGUAUAUGCGCGAGCUGGCUAAAAGGGAUAAAAAACAUGGCCGUACGGAUUUUGCAAGACCAUUCAUUAAUGAUAAUGAAGUUCAUAACUUUAUUGAUUACUAUGAUGAAUGUUUUCUUGACAAUAACAACACUAAGAGUGUUCAACCCCAUUCCGUCCUCGGCAAAAAGUCCCUCCAGUUCUUGAAUGAUGAUUAACACAAAUUACUUACUACUUUAUUUUGCUCAACGUUUUGUUAAAAGUUGGUAAACUUUGGUUUAACGUUCGAAACGUACCAAGUUUCAUAUAUAUAUUUUUAAUCAGCAUAUUGCUUUCACUAAUAUGCUUUUCGUUUUGUAUUUGAUAAUGCAUAGCCAAUAACUAUCAUAAAUUGCA
Brassicogethes aeneus is the source of this 1507-nucleotide messenger RNA. Lineage: Eukaryota; Metazoa; Arthropoda; Insecta; Coleoptera; Nitidulidae. The record is from the annotation of a GenBank genome assembly.